AUGGCAGUACGUGCACCGAUCUCGUUGGAUGAUGCCCUACACCGAGCUUCAUAUUUCGCUACCCACGAAGAGGAGGUUGAAGCCUUGAAGGAACAGUACAGCGCGAACAAAAAUAACGUUGCCAAAAAGAACAUUGCCUCAAAAGAACCAGCAACUAAAGGGCAACACUCCUAUGCUAUAACCAACUCGCCGCAAAACAAAUCAUCAACAUACGACCCCAGAAAACACUGUGCCUUCCACGACCGGAAAGGCCAUUCAACCGAAGAUUGUCGAGCGGCACUUCGCAGUCAAAGCGAAAAUAAAAAGACCAGUGAAGACACCGAAGAAGAGGAGGAAGAGCCAGCAUACCAACGAAGAGCCGAAAACAGCAUAGGAGUCAGAGAGCCCCUAUCAGGUCUCGACCACGAAAUCACCUUCGACGAAAACGAGACCGCAGAUCUUGACAAACCACACGAUGACGCUCUCAUAAUACGACUCGAAGUCGGCGGCUGCAAACUAUCUCGAGUGAUGAUCGACACCGGUAGCUCGGCUGAUGUACUCUUCUACGACGCGUCCAAGAGAAUGGGAUUCACCAAAGCACUCCUCAAGCAAGAACGAACUCCUCUGAUCGGAUUCGCAAGGGAAACCACCUACUCCCUCGGGUCAAUCGAGCUUGCUGUAACUGCUGGAAAAAUUAAGAAAAUCGUAGAAUUCAUUGUGAUAGACCGUCCGGCCCCAUUCAACGCAAUCCUUGGAAGGCCCUGGCUAAACAGCAUGAAGGCAGUUCCCUCAACCUACCACCAGUGCCUGAAAUUUUCCGACUCCGAAAGGAAUCGAAACCAUUAG
Brassica napus (rape) is the source of this 825-nucleotide messenger RNA. RefSeq lists its product as uncharacterized. The record is from RefSeq and is a predicted model, not a curated record. Bases 1 to 825 code for a protein of 274 amino acids. The transcript has 2 exons. Lineage: Eukaryota; Viridiplantae; Streptophyta; Magnoliopsida; Brassicales; Brassicaceae.